Puccinia graminis f. sp. tritici CRL 75-36-700-3 is the source of this 3699-nucleotide messenger RNA. RefSeq lists its product as uncharacterized. The transcript has 13 exons. Gene Ontology annotation, cellular component: GID complex. NCBI's taxonomy places the organism in Eukaryota, Fungi, Basidiomycota, Pucciniomycetes, Pucciniales, Pucciniaceae. The coding region runs from base 337 to 3699 and encodes 1120 amino acids. The record is from RefSeq and is a predicted model, not a curated record. Gene Ontology annotation, biological process: proteasome-mediated ubiquitin-dependent protein catabolic process. Gene Ontology annotation, molecular function: protein binding.
CGCCGACACCUACCGGACGUACCAACAACCACAAAAAAAAAAAAAGAAACUCGCCGUUUUUGGUCGAAUAUAACGUAUAUUAGGCCCCAGCAAGAAAAUUCAACAAUCAAGACGACGAGAUCGACGGUUCUUUGUACACGAAGUAGCAGUAUUGGUCAACUCAAGCCACCAGAAAAAUUACCAGCAACGGCAGCCAGAUCAGCAAGUCACAAGAGUACCGGGAGGGAUCACAUUUAUCACGAACGAGAACCUUGAGGCUCACCAAUUCAGAUAUCCCGUGUGAAGAAGAUCGACUAGCGAUUCAGGAAGGAAGACAGAGAGUACGAAACGAAGAAGAUGGACAAUUCGCGGGACAUUAGAGAAGAAGAUCGAGCCAGGCUUGCAGAUGGUGAGGUACAAGAAGUAACAAUUCAUGAUGGUGCUCAUGAUCAUCGGUCGACGGACAACGAGACUCGGCGACUAAUUAUAUUGCCGAUGGAGGCUCCGAGGGACGGGCCUUUGAGUGGGAAUCGUAGUUCGGCUCAUCAGACCCACCCGACAUCGUUCGUUCGCCCCAGUAACACAACCGUCGAUCCCGGCCAUUUGAUCACUCCUUCUCCUGUCGACCCGUCAUUGCUUCCCAAUGUUUCCCAGACCGGACACUUGCACAGUCGAAACCUCUCUGCAAACCGCUUCUCCACUAAUCCUAUUGCUCAUCCUUCAUCAAACUCAACCAACCAACACCACCUCCACCACCAACAACAACCAUCUCUCACUCUCAACCAACCCAUCCUCAACCUGGAUCCUGAAUCAAACCAACAACAACAACAACCAAACCACCAGACUCGACCUCAAAACGAUUCACAUCAAAGGCCAUCCAAACGACCCCGAUACGCUAUCGGCAUGCAAUCCAACCAUCAGAAUCAGAAUAAUAAUAAUAACACCAACAAUCUCACAUCAUCAUCAUCAUCAUCAUCAUCCAACCAACCCCCACUCUAUUCGGAUGACGAGGAUGAUGAGAUGUCAGAAGCCAGACCAGCAAACUCAUCAAUCAUCAACAACAUCAACAACAAUCACUCUUCAACAUCCCGACCACAGCACUCCAAGUCACCCAAUAAUCCAACCAUCCAUCCCCCUCAAGACUUACAAUCCCUACUCAAGAACUUCUCGGACGGUCUUCGUGCAUUAGCACCUCGUCUGAUAUCAUCAUCACCAGCAGCGCCCGACGGUCAUCAGUCGCUGAAUCCGGACUCCCAAGUCGAUCAGCCCAAUCAAUCGCAUCCUCUUCCUCAUCCCUUGCAUCCCCCAUGGCCUAUGAUAUCCGAUAUCGAUCGGGAAGAGAUCGUCAGAUUACUUCUGCAAAGUCUCAAGGAGAUCGGCUAUCCAGCUGCAGCCAUGACAUUAGAGGUCGAAUCUGGUUUCUCACUCGAUCCAAGCCCAGAGAUUACUUCGUUCAGACAAAACGUACUGAAUGGAAAGUGGCUCGAGGUGGACGAACUACUCCAGAAGGAAUAUCUCAAGUACUGCGAUCACUCUCAAAUCAGCUCUUCCCCUCUCUCGCCCGUGUACAAUAAACAUGACAGCUGCGAUAAUAGGAUUACUAAAAGUCUGUUCGGAGUGGAUGUUCAUGUCUUGAAAUUGGCCAGGUUUCUGGUGAUUCAAGAAAAAUAUCUCGAGCUCUUAGAAUCUCGUCAAAUUCGAAAGGCGCUCGUAGUCUUGAGAAGUGAGAUAGCCCCCUUAGUCACCCCGCCCAGUCAGAACGGUUCGACUCCAAACAUCAAAUCAAAAUCAUCUAUCUCCGGCAUCGGCCUGUCGUUCAAUGACAAACUAUCCUCUCCCACCGGGAACGGUGCCCUAACAGGAUGGACAAACAAUCAGGACGACGAUCCGGGUGUUCAGAGGCUCUGUCUCUUGAGCUCUUUAAUGAUGUGUGGGACUAGUGAUGAAGUUCGUGAAAGGGCGGAAUGGGAUGGAGUGGCUAAUGGCAGUCGAGUGAAACUUUUGGAAGAGCUACAAGAAUUAAUACCCCCACAGAAGUUACUUCCACAUCAAAGAUUGCCGCAUCUACUAGAACAAUCGAAGACCUUACAACGAUUGCAAUGUUUAUAUCACGUCACGAAUCCGAAGAUCUCGUUAUUAUCCAACCAUACUUGUAGUCGAUCUGCAUUCCCAACGGAGACUAGUCAUGUGUUAUCUCGCCAUACCGACGAGGUUUGGAGGAUCGAAUGGGCGCAUGAUGGCCGUCGAUUAGCCUCCGCUGACCGCGCUAAGACUUGUAUCAUUUGGAAAGUCAAAUCCAAUCCGGCUGCGUCUUCUUCUUCCGCCUCAAAUCCCGUCGGCUCCAAUCGUGAUUCCCCUAGAAUGCCUAGGUCUUCUCGCUUCUCUGGCCCUUCUUCUCCCGACAAAAAACCUUCCUCUCGACGAACUCAGUUGGGCUCACAAGAUGAGGAGCUCGAGUUCGAAGUCGAUCUCGUCUUGGAUCGUCAUCCGGCUGGGAUCGCUUGUAUUGCUUGGUCUCCAGAUGACAGCGUACUCUUGACCGGAUCAGAUUCUACGAUCACCAUGUGGAAUACUCGGACGGGUGAUUGUAUUGCUACUAUGGUUAAACAUGCCUAUGAUGUCGGUGCGUUGUCUUGGUUACCUGAUGGAAGAAGCUUUGUCUCGGGAGGAUUAGAUACCAAUGUUUUAUUUUGGGAUUUGAAAGGACAGAACACGUAUAAAUGGCAAGUCGGGCCGACGCGAAUCAACGACUUAGCAGUCUCGCCAGACGGCAAAAGACUAGUAGUUAUUGGGACCGCUGCUGUCGAUCCUUCCGAUGAUCAUCAUUCGGCCUCGGCUCAGGAAUCUGCAAAUCCCGCGCACUCGGUCGACGAUUCUCCUGCAAGACUCCAUCAUCAGUCUCAAUCUGCUCUUCUUGAUAAUCAUCGCUCUAGUCAUGCUACUGCUACCCCUACUGCUGCUGCUGCUGCUUCUGGAGAUUCUGGUAAACAGGGUCGGAUACAUAUCUUUAACAUCCCCGAAAAAAGACAGAUCGCGAUGAUCCCGUUGAGUCCUGAUUUGACCUGUGUUUCUAUUUCGGAUGAUUCGAAAUAUGCUUUAAUUAAUCAAUCACCUAAUCAAGUCUUACUAUAUUCAUUAGAAGAACAAAAACUGAUCCGAAGAUAUGUAGGCCAAAAGCAAGGGCGCUUCAUAAUCAGAAGUUGCUUUGGAGGCUUAGAUCGGAACUUCGUCCUGAGUGGAAGUGAGGAUGGGAAGAUCUAUGUGUGGCACAUGGAGACGGGCGCGUUGAUUGAAGUGCUUGCGGGGCAUGGCGAAGGGACUGUAAAUGCGGUCGCUUGGAAUUCGGUCGAUCCACCUCUGUUCGCCAGCGCCAGUGAUGAUCACACGGUCCGGAUCUGGCAAGCUCCUAAUGAUAAACGAUCUUCAACUACUCCUGCCAUCGAUCAUCAUCAUCCUUCUUCGUCUUCCAAGGAAACCUCAAACGGGGACGGUAUCCUUCCUAACACUAAUAACCAUCAGAAUAUCCUCGAGCUUCUUAAUCAUCAUCAUCAUCCUCAUUCCCCGCCCCCUCCCCCUCCUCCUCCUGACCCCGUGGAUCUUGCUCACAUCCAUCAGCAUCCGGAUCCUGAUGAUCUUGAUGAUCACGAUCAUCUUGAACAGCCUCUUCUUAUCGAAAGUCUUGAUCAUGAUCUUGAUGAUCAACAUGAAACUAUUUAUUAA